CAUCAGCAGCCAAUCACCAUGAGGAUUCUGCUGGCUCUCAGCUUGGUGGCCAUUUGCUGCAGCCUGUGGGUCGGGGCCGAGGUUCUGAUCCAACCGGAUUUCCAAAAGGAAAAGGUCCUGGGCAAGUGGUACGGGAUUGGCUUGGCCUCCAAUUCCAACUGGUUCCAGGGCAAGAAGAACCACAUGAAGAUGUGCACCACCAUCAUCACUCCCACCGCCGACGGGAACAUGGAGGUCACAGCCACUUUUCCCAAGAUGGAUCGCUGUGAGAAGAAGACCAUGACCUACAUAAAGACGGAGCAGCCUGGCCGUUUCCGCGCUAAAAGCCCCCGCUACGGCAGUGAGCACGACAUGCGCGUCGUGGAAACCAACUAUGAUGAAUUCAUUCUAAUGUACACGCUGAAGACCAAGGGACCAGAAACCAAUCAAAUUGUCUCUCUCUUUGCCAGAGACAAGGAUGUGAGGCCCGAACUGCUGGAUAAGUUCCAGAGCUUCGCUAAGGCUCAAGGGCUCACCGACGAGAAUAUUCUCAUCCUGCCCCAUACUGAUCAGUGCAUGACAGAGGCUUAGAGACUCGGGAAUGCGCCGUGGCUCCAACGUGUGGCCCCCCAGUUACUCCCGUGGGUUUAGAGAUUUCUUCUUAUGUUUGUGGAAGCGAAUCAAUAAAUGUUUGCAUUAAUCAAA
Messenger RNA from Xenopus tropicalis (tropical clawed frog), 684 nucleotides. RefSeq names its product prostaglandin D2 synthase (gene ptgds). Lineage: Eukaryota; Metazoa; Chordata; Amphibia; Anura; Pipidae. The record is from RefSeq and is marked provisional. Gene Ontology annotation, molecular function: small molecule binding.